UCCAUUCUCUAUUCAAAAUCAGACUCAAUUUAAAUUAAAUUUCUGAGCACCGCCCAUUGGUGUUUCGCUUCUUGUUUUUGCUCGUUUUUUAUCGUUUUGAAUUUCUCUUUGUGAACAUCAUUCGGACAUUUGGACUCGGGGAGCAGGACCAUGUUCGAUACCACGCUGGGCAUGCUGGUCAGUUGGCUGGCACAGGGCAUUUGCCUGCUGCUCAGCCAGGCCUGGCAGCAUCCGCUGAUAGCCACCGGCGUCUGCCUGCUGCUCAGCUUCUUCAACCAGGCGGACGAACAGCUGCGCAAGGAACUGGGCGACGAACUGCGCGAACGUUUCCAGGGCUUCAGCAGACUCUACCCCUUCUCGUAUCUGUGGCGCAAUGGCGUCAAGGGCGUGGCCGGCAGCUUUGACUAUACCAUAAUGCACGGCCCGCACACCUGGACCCAGUCGGUGAUCAAUCAGAGCCCCGUCAACAUUGACGAGCAGGUGGUGCAGCGUCUGGCCAUACGCGAGCUGCUCAACUGGAACCACUACGACGAGCUGCCGGCCAGCAUUGUGCUGGAGAACACCGGACAGACGCUGCUGCUGCGCGCCCAGUUUCGCAGCAAUGUGCCGACCAUCAGUGGAGCCGAUCUGCUGGCCAGCUACACCUUUGUGGAGCUCUGCUUCCACUGGGGCUGGUCGAACAGCGAGGGCUCCGAGCACACGCUCAAUCAUCGCAAGUUUCCGCUCGAGAUGCAGGUGCUCCAUCGCACCGGGGCCUCGGUGCGUCGCAACAGCUCGAGCAGCUACGAUCUCCUGAUGAUCGCCUACGUCUUCGAGUUGUCCGCCCACAAUCCGUUUCUGGAUCCACUCAUGCAGAACCUGAAGCUGGUGCAGCAGCCCGGCAAGCGUGUGCACGUCGCACCCUUUCCGCUCUCCUAUCUGAUCUACCCGUUUCGCACGGGCUUCUACAGCUACGGCGGUUCGCUGACCCGGCCACCGUGCUACCAGGGCACGGAGUGGUUCAUCUUUCCCGAGUCGCUGGCCAUCAGCGACUUUCAGCUGCGUCACUUUCGCCAGCUGCUCAGCGCUGACGGCGUCACGCCCAUUUCACGCAACUCACGCCCCGUGCAGCAGCUGGGCAACCGGAUCAUCAAUCUGAACUACUUCUGUCCAUACGACGCCACUCAGCUGGCGCGCAUGCGCAUCGAGGUGCUGCAGCAGCAGCAGCAGGAGCUGGACGAGGAACAGGCGCAGUCACAGUCUCAGCAGGAUCAACAGAAGCUGCUGCAGCCGCAACAGCAGCAGAUGCAUCAGCCGCAGCAGGCGGCCAAGGUGCACGAGAUUAAGGCCACUGUGAUCCCCAACUCGGAUGAUGAGGGGCAGCUGAUCGAGACGCUGGACACCACCACCACCAUAACCACCAGCUCCAGUGCCAGCAUCUGCACCACUGUGCUCAAGCGCGACAAAGCGGCCAAUGCGCAGCAGCCGGAGCAGCAGCAGCAGCAGCCAUCGUUGCAAUCGUGCUGUCCCAACUCCAUCAUCUUCUUCAGCUCCAACAACAAGGGCAACAGCAACUCCAAGAGCAACAACGGUGUGACCUUCAGGAACCUGGAGAAAACUGGCAGCGAGGGCGACACCAGCCUGAUCAACAAGUGCCACGGACACUAUCAGCUGGAGCAGGCCGAGGAUCUGAUGCUGACUGUGCCCAGCGCAGUGCCCAUGUGCGGCAUGGGCGAUGGCCUGGGCGUGGGCGUGGCAGUUGGUGGCGGCACAGUACCGAGGGUACAGCUGAUCGAAUAGAUCGCCGACACAUGGCCAAGUGUUGGUUUCUUUAAUUUACUUUUUUUUUUAUAUAACUCAUUUGUAUGUGAAUGCUUUGACCUUGUUCAAUCAGCCAGAGGAACAGCAGGUGGACGACUCAGCCAAGCGGAAGUCCCCUUCCCACACAGAAUAUUGUAAAGUAAUUGAAUUGUCUGUGCGUGCAUUAAACAAAAUGCGUUUGCAUAUUC
This is a messenger RNA of Drosophila arizonae, 1988 nucleotides long. It is a transcript of the gene CAH13, whose product is annotated as Carbonic anhydrase 13. The record is from RefSeq and is a predicted model, not a curated record. Gene Ontology annotation, cellular component: cytoplasm. Gene Ontology annotation, molecular function: zinc ion binding; carbonate dehydratase activity. Lineage: Eukaryota; Metazoa; Arthropoda; Insecta; Diptera; Drosophilidae.